Molecule: messenger RNA, 1281 nt
Organism: Aureococcus anophagefferens
Lineage: Eukaryota; Pelagophyceae; Pelagomonadales; Pelagomonadaceae
Gene: MDH3
Exons: 1
Biological process (GO): pyruvate metabolic process; malate metabolic process
Cellular component (GO): mitochondrion
Molecular function (GO): malate dehydrogenase (decarboxylating) (NAD+) activity; NAD binding
Source: RefSeq, a predicted model, not a curated record
AUGCUGCGCGCCGGCGCCGCCCUGCGGCCGCGCCUGGCGUCGGCGCGGUGCCUGUCGUCGCGCGAGGAGUGCCACGAGCGGCUCGCGACGAAGCAGAAGGGCCACGUGAAGCCCCUGAAGACGAAGCAGAAGGGCGUCGACAUCCUGCACGACCCGCUGUGGAACAAGGGCAUGGCCAUGGACUACCCGGAGCGGGACCGCCUCAACCUGCGGGGCCUCGUGCCGCCGCGCGUGAAGACGCUCGAGGAGCAGGCCGCGCGCGUCAUGGCGCAGCUCCGGGGGGACUUCGCCGACGACGACGACGGCCGCCUGCGGAAGAACAAGUUCCUCCAGGAGCUCCACAACCGCAACGAGACGCUCUACCACCGCGUGCUCGCGGACAACAUCGCCGAGCUCGCGCCGCUCGUCUACACGCCGACCGUCGGCGCGGUCUGCGAGAACUUCGGGGCCCAAUUUCGCCGCGCGCGGGGCAUGUACUUCUCCGUCCAGGACCGGGGCCUCUUCUCGUCCAUGGUCUGGAACUGGCCCCACGACGACGUCCACAUCAUCGUCGUCACCGACGGGUCGCGGAUUUUGGGGCUCGGCGACCUCGGCGCGCACGGCAUGGGCAUCCCCAUCGGGAAGCUCGCGCUCUACUGCGCAGCGGGCGGCAUCGCGCCGCACCGCGUCAUGCCCGUCAUGCUCGACGUCGGCACGAACAACGCCGCGCUCCUCGAGGACGACGACUACCUCGGCGUCCAGAAGCCGCGGCUCGAGGGCGACGAGUACUUCGCCAUGGUCGACGAGUUCAUGUCCGCCGUCUUCGAGCGCUGGCCCGACACCGUCGUCCAGUUCGAGGACUUCGAGUCGUCGAAGGCGCAGCCGAUCUUGGACAAGUACCGCCACACGCGGCGCUGCUUCAACGACGACAUCCAGGGCACGGGCUGCGUGACGCUCGCGGGCGUGCUCGCCGCGGGCCGCCAGGCGGGGCUCCGGCUCUCGGAGAUGUCGUUCCUCUGCGCGGGCGCGGGCUCCGCGGGCCUGGGCGUCUGCCUCCAGCUCGUCGACGGCAUGGUCGCGGACGGCCUGAGCCGCGAGGAGGCCAUGAAGCGCUUCGUCAUCUGCACGUCCGUCGGCGCCAUCGGCCGCGCGGACGGCGCGCACGGCGACCCGAACGCGGCGCGCGGGCUCAGCGCGGAGCGCGAGAUCUGGGUCAACGACGCCGUGAGCGACGGCGCGAGCCUCGAGGACGCCGUGCGCGAGUUCCGGCCGACGUGCCUCCUCGGCCUCGCCGCGCAGCCG